AUGAAGUUCAGCACCUCUUCGCUCCUCAUUAUCUCGGCUGCUCUGCUGGCCAGCACUGCUUCCGCCACUCCGCUCGCUUUCAACGCGGAUGACGACACCAUCUCGGUGCCUAUCCAGGUUCCCUUCUCUUCCACGCCUCGGGUUCUCACGUUCCCCAACUGGUUCUCGUCUAGCAAGGAUGACGAUGACAUCUGCCCACGUCUUCCAGUCAUGUGCGUCAAGGACGGCGAGGUAGUUGGAGACCUGGGAAAGCAGGAUUUCUGCCGUCAGGGCCUUACGUGCGAGAUGUGCAACCCCAAGAAAAAGGCACUUGACUGCAACACCAAGUACAUCAAGGAGUGCAAGGCGCAGUGUGAAGCUCGCGGUCCCCUCGGCGGCAAGCUGCACCAGGUGCAGCACAAGAUCAACGACGUCGUUAGCGCCAAGGGCGACGAGGACGACAUCUGCCCCGACAUGAAGGUUUCAUGCAAGAACGCCGAUGGCAAGAAAGUCGGGUCCCUCGGCAAGAAAUCGUUCUGCCGAGACGGCGUUACCUGUGGGCAAUGCCAUCAGACAGAAAACUCGGUGGAAUGCAACGCCAAGUUCAUCGGCGAGUGCAAGGCGCAGUGCGAAGCCACAGGUCCCCUUGGUGGUAAAGGCGGCGUCUUUGUCCAUCUCUACUAG
Molecule: messenger RNA, 663 nt
Organism: Sporisorium graminicola
Lineage: Eukaryota; Fungi; Basidiomycota; Ustilaginomycetes; Ustilaginales; Ustilaginaceae
Exons: 1
Coding region: 1-663 (220 amino acids)
Source: RefSeq, a predicted model, not a curated record